AUGGUCGUGCCUCCAAGCAGCGGAGGGGCUGCUGCCGCCUCUUCAGCAAAUCGCCCGACAUUUACUGCCAGCAAUGUCACUUCCGCCAAACCCAAAUCAGCUGCUCAUACACCGAGUGCCACCAUCAACAAUGCGCCUAUGCCGUUGAGCGCAAGACGUUCAGAACCCCUCGACUUGGACAGCGUAGAGCGGAGAGGACAACCAAAUGCUGCGCCCGAAAUCACAAAGAGAAACAGACUGCACAGCAUUCCCGAGGGUCCUACCUUCCGACCCACCGAAGAGGAGUUUCGCGAUCCUAUGGCCUAUAUGCGCAAGAUCGAGCCUGAAGGUCGAAAGUACGGAAUUGCAAAGAUCAUCCCUCCCGAAGGAUGGCAGAUGCCUUUCGCCAUCGAUACAUCACGAUUUCACUUCCGUGUGCGACGUCAGGAGUUGAACUCUGUGGAAGGAGGAACUCGAGCAAAUCUGAACUAUCUGGAUCAACUAUCCAAAUUUCACAGGCAACAUGGUACUAACCUCAAUCGCUUUCCAAGCGUGGACAAACGACCAUUGGAUCUCUACAAACUCAAAAAGGCAGUAGAGGCCAGAGGUGGUUUCGAAAGAGUUUGCAAGCAGAAGAAAUGGGCCGAAAUCGGUCGUGAUCUUGGAUACAGUGGAAAGAUCAUGUCCAGCCUCUCGACUUCGCUCAAGAAUUCGUAUCAGAAAUGGUUACAACCAUACGAGGACUACCUUCGAAUCGCCAAACCUGGAGUUCAACAUCAACUGGAGCUGGAAAAUGGCGGUCCUUUCACCCCUUCCCCGGGUACCUCGCCUCUUAAGAAGGAGCAGAACAACACCCCGAAUGGUGAGAACACUCCAGCCAUGCGCGCAUCUGCUGCGCUAAACGCUUCUUUGGAUGCCGGAAUGCCCGUGGCCCAGCAAACGCCAGUAAAACCAACCUCUGCAGCCCCAGCGCCGGCUCCUAUACAAGGCUUUACACCGGUGAACGGAGGUUUCACAUCAGUCAAUCGUCCUUCAGGGUUCACACCUGUGAAUGGCCCAAACGGAGUUCACGCGACUCCGGAGAACCCACGCUCGAUGCCGCGGGCGACUAUGGACAGCCCACAGCUUCAUGAAACUACCACGCCAAACUUUGAACCAAGCAGCUCAGCAAAGCGACCGUUGACUGAUAGUGCGGAGAAAGACUCGAACGGAGAUCUGGACGCAUCUGGGAGGCGCAGCAAGAGAUUGAAGAGAGAGCCGGCGCCAACAGUAGCAGGCUCGCACAUGCAUCAACCUAGGACAUCGACCCCGAGGUUUGUUCCAGCAAGGGAACGCAGCAACUUCCCUCCAGGCGAAGCAUGUGAAACUUGUGCGAAGCCAGAAGAUCCGGGAUUACUUCUGAUAUGUGAUAGUUGCGACUGUGGAUAUCAUGGCGCAUGUCUCGAGCCUCCUGUGAAGAUGCAGCAACCCGAAAACGACUGGCACUGUCCCCGGUGUCUUGUCGGUACAGGCGAAUUUGGAUUUGAAGAAGGCGAGGUGUAUUCCCUUCGAGCGUUCCAGGAAAGAGCGAACAGAUUCAAGGAGAACCAUUUUGCGGACAAGAUGCCCUUCGAUCCUAUCCUCAACAAACGAAGGCUCGUCAACGAAGAUGACGUUGAGCGCGAGUUCUGGAGACUUGUCGAAAACAUUACCGAAACUGUCGAGGUUGAAUACGGUGCUGACAUUCACUCGACUACUCACGGAAGUGGCUUCCCUACUAUCGAAAAGCAGCCUCGCGAUCCCUACUCGACAGAUCCUUGGAACCUGAAUGUACUCCCGCUGUAUGGCGAAUCCUUGUUCAAGCACAUCAAGACAGAUAUCUCUGGCAUGACUGUUCCGUGGCUCUAUGUCGGCAUGGUCUUCUCCACUUUCUGCUGGCACAACGAGGAUCAUUACGCUUAUUCAGCUAACUAUCAACAUUUCGGAGCAACCAAGACGUGGUAUGGUGUUCCUGGAGAGGAUGCUGAGAAGUUUGAGAAUGCGAUGCGUGAAGCUGUGCCUGAACUCUUCGAGACGCAACCGGAUCUUCUGUUCCAAUUGGUGACUUUGAUGCCACCCGAGAAGCUGAAGAAAGCUGGCGUUCGCGUCUAUGCAAUUGACCAACGAGCAGGUCAAAUGGUCGUUACUUUCCCCCAAGCGUACCAUGCUGGCUUCAACCACGGGUUCAAUCUCAAUGAAGCUGUCAACUUCGCACCUGUCGACUGGGAGCCGUUCGGCGAAAGUGGUGUGCAAAGGCUUCGCGAUUAUCGUCGACAGCCGUGUUUCUCUCAUGACGAACUCCUACUCACAGCCGCUUCUCGUGAUCAAUCUAUCAACACCGCAAAGUGGCUCGCUCCCGCCCUAGAAAGAUUGUUGGACAAGGAAUUGGAAGCCCGCAAGCACUUCCUUGAGCAGCCAGAUAACGCCGAGCCGACAGAAGACACUUACCAAGGCGAAAGAUACACUGCCAAGCCCGAGGUCUUCACAGAGGACAUGGACGAGGAGGAGUAUGUCUGCAGCUUCUGCAAGUGUUACAGCUUCCUCUCGCGGUAUGUGUGCAGCAAGUCGGGUAAGGUCAUGUGUUUGCUACACGCGGGUGCUUAUGAAUGCUGCGAUUCCAAAGAAUCGGAUCGUUAUGCCAGUCCAGCUCAUGAUCACGUCCUUUCUCUUCGCAUGACGAACAAGGAGCUGAAGUCAAUGGUGCAGAAGGUGGUCGACCGAGCUAAGCUUCCGGAGGCCUGGGCACAGAAGGUUGACGAUUAUCUUGGCCAAGAGCCUCGUCCGUCACUGAAGAUUUUGCGCUCCUUGCUGAACGAGGGUGAGCGCAUCCCCUUCGACAUCCCGCAGCUUGCAGAUCUGAAGCGCUAUGUUGAGCGUUGCAACGAAUGGGUAGAAGAGGCUACCGCUUACAUUACUCGUAAGCAGCAGAACAGAGCUAAGGGGAAAUCUUCCCGCAAGAAGUCAAUGGUUGCUGAGUCAGACGAGCGCGACAAGGAGCUUCGUAACUUCGAAAACAUGCAAAAGCUUCUCGCCACCGCUGACGAGAUCCAUUUCGAUUGUCCAGAGUACAAGACCCUGCGCGAACGGGAAGCUGAUAUCAACGAUUUCAAAGCAAAAGCAGUCGCUAUCCGUAUGGGUCAACAACACCAACCUCGAUCUACUCAGGAAAUUGAGGAAGUGUUUGAAGUUGGCAAAGGCCUUAACAUCGAUCUUCCUGAGCUAGAGAACCUCGAGAAGCUUCUCAACCAUGUCAAAUGGCUCGAUGAAGCUCAUACUCGUCCAGUGCAUCUUCAGACGCUUCAGGAAGUCGACGCCUUCAUCAGCCGGGGCUUGGAGAUUGGCAUUCCCGAGACGAAUCCACACAUACUUCGCUUGCGAGACGCGAAGACGCAGGGCGAAUACUGGGAAGCCAAGGCCAAGGAGAUCAUGAGUGUCGAAAAUGUCCACUACCAGCAACUGGAUGCUCUUUCAAAGCAGGCAGCUGGCCUACCAGUCACUGCAGACACGCUCGCAAGAGUUGAUGCCAUACUCAAGAAGCAGCGUGAAGCUCAAGAAAAGAUUCUUGCCCUGUAUCAACAGAGCAAGAAUUCUGAGUUCAGAUCACGGCCAAUGUACAAGGAUGUCAGAGAUGUCAUGGCGUCUCUUGAAGAACUGAACAACAAGCCUGCUGGCACUGUCGACCUCGAGAAAGAGCAACGUCGUCACGAAGACUGGAUGCGUCGUGGUAAGAAAUUGUUCGGCAAAGCCAAUGCGCCACUACAUAUCCUGCACCAACACAUGAACUUGGUGAAAGAGAGGAACGACGCAUGCUUCGAGCUCCGUGAUAAACCGAGAAUGCCAGUCGAGCCCUCGUCAAGAGAACAUACUCCGGAGCUCGAUACCAAGAACAACUUCCCCGAUGUCUUCUGUCUCUGCCGCAGACCCGAAGCUGGCAUGAUGAUUGAAUGUGAAUUGUGUCACGAAUGGUACCAUGGAAAAUGUCUCAAAAUCGCUCGAGGCAAGGUCAAGGAAGAUGACAAGUACACUUGCCCCAUCUGUGACUGGCGCCUGAAGAUUCCUCGCGAUGCUGCUCGUCCAAAGCUUGAAGAGCUCAUUGCUUGGCAAGACGAAUUGGAGAAUUUGCCAUUCCAGCCUGAAGAGGAAGAUACUCUUACAAGCAUCAUAGAGACUGCUCAAGCCUUCAGGGACUAUAUCCGCCCAUACGUCAACCCUCUGACAGUCUCUCCGGACGAAGUGACCACACUCCGCUUCUAUCUUCGAAAGGUCGAAGGUGCCGACAUUCUUCUUGCUUACGAGACCAAUUUCCUGCGUCAAGAACUCCACAAGUCAGCACCCGUAGCUCCAGAAGCUCCGCCAGUCAUUGACUCUUCUUCUUCGACCCGCAAGCCCCGCCCUACGAAGCAGCAGAAGCUCAUGGCGUCGUUGGGUAUCACCAAUCCUGAUGAUCUUCCUCCCCAAUACAAAAUCAAGCCUCACAAGCGCAAGGGUAGUGAAGCCCAACACAAGCCACCCCAGCCGCUUCAGCCUGCUGGUUCCCCUGCCGCCCAUACUCCGUCCAGCAUCAGGCCUGGGUACCCGCAACAGACCCCGUCGUUCAGCUAUCCUUCUCAAAACCCAUCUAUGGUCAAUUCAGGUUAUCGUGAUUCACCACUGUUCGCACCCCCGUCGUUUGGUUUGCCACCGCUUCGCACUCCGGAUGAACCUUCUCAUACUGUCAAUCCAGCACAGUUCACUUCGAACAACUACACAUCUCACACAUCUCCGCCACCUCCACCAAACUUCGCUGUCUCACGAUCACCGCCACAGCAUCCUCCGAUGUUCAGCACAGGAAUGAACCUCGACCCUGCGCUCUUUACUGCUGGCGGAGCUAUGUUCGACAAACGACCCAGCUCUUCUGGCAGUCCUAGAUUGGUGCAUGCCGAAGCAAGCCCAUCUUUCAGCAGCCCACAGACCAGCAACACGAAUGCGAAUCUCGACUCUAUCUUCGCGGACAUGGUACACAACGAUGACGACCACGCUACCCUGGGUCAUGAGGGAGAGAACCUGCUUGCUGGCGAAGCUUUUGCCGCUGGCGGACACGAUCAAGACCAUCCAGAUGAGGCACACAUGGAUGAGUUUGUGAACCACGAGUAG
This is a messenger RNA of Aureobasidium namibiae CBS 147.97, 5130 nucleotides long. RefSeq names its product putative PHD transcription factor. Gene Ontology annotation, biological process: chromatin remodeling. NCBI's taxonomy places the organism in Eukaryota, Fungi, Ascomycota, Dothideomycetes, Dothideales, Saccotheciaceae. Gene Ontology annotation, molecular function: histone demethylase activity; DNA binding. Bases 1 to 5130 code for a protein of 1709 amino acids. Gene Ontology annotation, cellular component: nucleus. The record is from RefSeq and is a predicted model, not a curated record. The transcript has 5 exons.